Molecule: messenger RNA, 1134 nt
Organism: Lepidothrix coronata (blue-crowned manakin)
Lineage: Eukaryota; Metazoa; Chordata; Aves; Passeriformes; Pipridae
Gene: TIMM22
Product: translocase of inner mitochondrial membrane 22 homolog (yeast)
Exons: 4
Coding region: 42-614 (190 amino acids)
Biological process (GO): protein insertion into mitochondrial inner membrane
Cellular component (GO): TIM22 mitochondrial import inner membrane insertion complex
Molecular function (GO): transmembrane protein transporter activity
Source: RefSeq, a predicted model, not a curated record
CCGGCGCGGCGCCGAACCCCGGCGGGUGUCCCAGGGCCGUCAUGGCGGCCCCACCGCCGUCAGUGCCGGGCGAGCCUUCGCCGCCCUCGCCGCCGCUGCAGUACAGCGUCCUGCUGGAGCACCUGGUGGGCGACAAGCGGCGGCCCCGCGCGUGGGAUCCCGCCGUCUUCGGCGGCAUCCCGUGCCCGCCCAAGAGCGAGGAGCAGAAGAUGGUGGAGCGGGUCAUGGAGAGCUGCCCCUUCAAGGCGGCGCUGGCCUGUGUGGGAGGGUUUGUCCUGGGAGGUGCCUUCGGGAUCUUCACGGCUGGGAUUGACACCAACGUGGGGUUUGAUCCCAAGGAUCCCUAUCGCACGCCCACGGCCAAGGAGGUGCUCAAGGACAUGGGGCAGAGGGGCAUCUCCUACGCCAAGAACUUUGCCAUCGUGGGUGCCAUGUUCUCCUGCACGGAGUGCGUGGUGGAAUCUUAUCGUGGGAAAUCAGACUGGAAGAACAGUGUUAUCAGUGGCUGCAUCACGGGAGGAGCCAUCGGCUUCAGAGCCGGGUUGAAGGCCGGGGUGAUCGGCUGCGGGGGAUUCGCCGCUUUCUCCGCUGCGGUCGAUUACUACCUGCGGUAACAGCGGGAUCCCUCGGGAGCAGCCUUCCCUUUAGCUCCAGUGCUGCUGCUGAGAGCCUGCACCGCAGCACAACCACCAGGCUUACCUUUCCACUGCCUCUGGAGUCCUGAUGAGCGCGAGCGGGACGGCGUUGGCCGCUUUUCUGAAUGACUAACAACGCUCUGGCUCCCAGCCCGGGCGAGCUGCUCCGGGCAGACUUGCGGGAGUACACGAGGAUGGAGCCAGGGACAGAGCAGCAUCUCCAGGAUGGAUCAGCUGACUGUCAGUUUCCAGGAAACACGCCUGGACUCUGAGCUUUUUCAAUCUGAUUUUGAUUAAGUCUGUUGCUGGCAUCAAAAGAGGCAGGAGGACAAUCUCCGAACAGAAAUGCUCCGAUUUAGGUUACCGCGUGUUUGAACGUGCUGCAAGCGUUUAACAGUUACCAGUUUGCAGCUUGCUACUCUGUUGGGGAGAGGUAAGAUCCUGUGGAGAAAUAAGUUUGUUUCAGGCUUUUCUUAAAAUACCAUUUGAAGACAAACCA